AUGUGUCACAACCUGCUGCUUGUCCUCACUGUGCUGGGUGUAGUAAUGGGGUCUGUGUUUGGGAUGAUGCUGCGUUAUGUCCCCGAUCUGGAUGCCAACACUCUGAUGCUCAUCUCCUUUCCUGGUGACAUCCUGAUGAGGAUGCUGAAGAUGCUCAUCCUGCCCCUCAUCAUCUCCAGCCUCAUCACAGGGCUGGCUGGUCUGGACGCUCGCUCCAGUGGCCGGAUGGGUUCCAGGGCCAUGGUCUACUACAUGUCCACCACAGUCAUCGCUGCUGUGCUGGGGGUCAUCCUGGUGCUGGGAAUCCACCCUGGGAACCCUAAACUCAAGACUCAGGUCAGCAUGGCUUCCAAAAACCAGGAGGUCAGCAGCCUGGAUGCCUUCCUGGACCUCAUCAGGAACCUGUUCCCGGAGAACCUGGUGCAGGCUUGCUUCCAGCAGGUCCAGACCGUCAUAAAGAAAGUGGCCAUGCCCAUCCAGAACCAGACCGAACCUGUCUACGUCUCCAGGAAGAAGCUGGAGUUCAAGUGGGGCAUGAAUGUGUUGGGGCUUAUAGGGUUCUUCAUCACCUUCGGAAUUUGCAUGGGCAAGAUGGGCGAAAGGGGAAAGCUGAUGUCAGACUUCUUCAACAUCCUCAACGAGAUCAUCAUGAAAAUGGUCUCCAUGAUCAUGUGGUACUCCCCCAUAGGUAUUGCCUCUCUCAUCUGUGGCAAGAUUGCGGCCAUCGGGGACCUGGAGGCCGUGGCCCGGCAGCUGGGCAUGUACAUGGUGACCGUCAUGGUGGGCCUCUUAAUCCACGGGGGCAUCAUCCUGCCCAUCAUCUUCUUCGCCGUCACCAGGAAGAACCCCUUUGCCUUCUACUCGGGCAUCUUCCAGGCCUGGAUCACCGCACUGGGCACAGCCAGCAGUGCCGGAACGCUGCCGGUUACCUUCCGCUGUCUCGAGGAGAACCUCAAGAUCGACAAGCGCGUCACGCGGUUCGUGCUGCCCAUCGGCGCCACCGUCAACAUGGAUGGAACGGCGCUCUACGAGGCUGUGGCCGCCAUUUUUAUCGCCCAGAUGAAUGACAUUGAGCUGGAUGGCGGGCAGAUCGUCACUGUCAGCAUGACCGCCACCCUGGCCAGCGUGGGAGCAGCCAGCAUCCCCAGCGCAGGCCUGGUGACCAUGCUCCUCAUCCUGACCGCUGUAGGACUUCCCACACAGGACAUUAGCCUGCUGGUUGCUGUGGACUGGCUCCUGUGA
Scleropages formosus (Asian bonytongue) is the source of this 1242-nucleotide messenger RNA. RefSeq names its product excitatory amino acid transporter 2-like. Bases 1 to 1242 code for a protein of 413 amino acids. Lineage: Eukaryota; Metazoa; Chordata; Actinopteri; Osteoglossiformes; Osteoglossidae. Gene Ontology annotation, biological process: L-aspartate transmembrane transport; L-glutamate import across plasma membrane. Gene Ontology annotation, molecular function: glutamate:sodium symporter activity; L-glutamate transmembrane transporter activity; neutral L-amino acid transmembrane transporter activity. The transcript has 8 exons. The record is from RefSeq and is a predicted model, not a curated record. Gene Ontology annotation, cellular component: plasma membrane.